Molecule: messenger RNA, 351 nt
Organism: Alnus glutinosa
Lineage: Eukaryota; Viridiplantae; Streptophyta; Magnoliopsida; Fagales; Betulaceae
Product: potassium channel KAT3-like
Exons: 4
Coding region: 1-351 (116 amino acids)
Biological process (GO): potassium ion transport
Molecular function (GO): voltage-gated potassium channel activity
Source: RefSeq, a predicted model, not a curated record
AUGCUGGCACACGUGCAACUCAAAUUCAAGACAGCAGAGCUAAAGCAGGAACAAGUGCUAGAGGACCUGCCCAAGGCAAUAAGGUCAGGCAUUGCUCAGCAUCUCUUUUGCAAAACUGUUGAGGAGGCCUACCUCUUUAAAGGAAUCUCCGAAGACCUUAUCGUCCAGUUGGUGUCAGAGAUUAAAGCAGAAUAUUUUCCACCUAAGAUGGAUAUUAUCUUACAAAACGAAAUACCAACAGAUUUCUACAUCAUAGUAUCAGGAGCAGUGGACAUGGUGACAUACAAGAAUGGGGCAGAACAGAAAGAUAGAGAAGAGGUGGCAGAUUCACAAUUUAAUAUGCAGAUAUAG